Molecule: messenger RNA, 1144 nt
Organism: Suillus bovinus
Lineage: Eukaryota; Fungi; Basidiomycota; Agaricomycetes; Boletales; Suillaceae
Exons: 4
Coding region: 184-813 (209 amino acids)
Source: RefSeq, a predicted model, not a curated record
GCAGUAUGUGUCCAACUUGAAGAAGGAACCUGACAUUUACCUUAAUCGAACGAAAAUCACGUCAACUCCACGAUGUUUUCCUGACUGCGCUUUACAUGAUCAACUCUAUAAAUCACUACUAACUCGUGCUGUCAGUGCCAACAGCCAUACUGCACGGAUGUAAAAGCAGAAACACGACUCACUAUGCAGAAAAAAAUGUACUGCCACGCCGAGCACUCACUGCAUACAUCGUCAUUGCCAUUGCACCAGGUGGGACAUUUACCGACGCCAACCGUGUCAGGAGCGGUGGCAGAGGGCAUGGCAGAGAUUGAUGAGGUUAAAUUAGCAAUGACGGCGAGGACAACUGCAGCGGAGAAACGCAUUAUCUGUGACUCCCGUGAUAUAGUGUCAGAUAAUUCUGAAGAAGACAGUACUUGUGAGGACGGCUGGCUUUUAGUAUGUGCUCAAAACUGUUGUUUGAAAUUCGUUUUGCCUAUGCAUAUUUGCAAUGCCAGCAGGUUGCCAGCCAAGUCGCAUCAGCAACUUGGUGUGAAAUUACUAUCUACUGAACAAAUUCACGAUUCCAACCAGCUGUCAACUCGGUACCAAAAGCACUCAACAUCAUGGAACCAUUUCCGCAUGGCUCGAUGGGUUCAUGUUGAGUUCGGCACCUAUCAAGGCAAAAGUCAGCGGAACAUCCAUCUAGCCUCAAGAAGACGUAUCGUCUCGUCUGAAUCCGGGCAUUUGAGCAACUCGUCCGACUUCUUUACUGCAGGGAGUUUGAUAACAUGCCUGUUGGCAACGCUUUCCCCUCACUGUGGUGCGAAGACGUGAUAGUUGAAGAGACGUAGAUUCGAUGGAAUCGCAGGAAGUCGCAUCAUAACACGUUUUUUUUGACUUUAUCUUUUCCGCCACCGUUUUUCACUUUCAUCGUAUCGCCAGCAGCCAUGGUUACUUCUUUCGGCAACUUCUCGGGUUCAAGCUUGAUGGGCCACGAACAAAACUAGUACGAAAAUCUGUCCAAAGCAACUGUAUUGAUCGUCAGGCUCUGAACUAGGUAUUGCACCAUCAACCAUGAUACCAAAGUGAAAGCAGAAACUUGACUCACUUGUCGCGACAUACCACUCGGGCUGCCGGCUAAUUUUCAACCGACUACUACAAACAG